GGCGAGCAGGUUAGGUUUUGGGUUACACCUGUGGGGGCUGGUUUGGGGUUUCGAGGGGGCUGGCUCGUGACGAGAGACAAACAGACAGACAUAGACACAAAAAGGUGGAAGUGAAAGUGUAAGUGUCAGUCGCUCUCUCACACAGUAGUUAGAGAAGAUGGAGAAGUUUAAGAUGGUUCUGGACAUCGCUACCAAGCAGAACAGCCUCGGGUUCGGGGCGGUCGCCCUGGUGACAGCGGGCGGGGAGCAGUUCUUCUCCGUGGCGAUGUUCUCUUGUCCCUGCAAUGACCUGAACUUCGUCUACGGCAUGGUGUUCCUGCUGGUGCCCGCCCUGGCUCUCCUGCUGCUGGGUUACAUCCUGAGUAAGAAGACGUGGAAGACGCUGACGGGUGUGUGCCAGCGCCGGGCCGCGCUGUGCCGCUGGAGGAGACUGACCGUCAUCUGCACGGCCCUCUUCCAGGUGAGCAGCACCGCGCUGGUGGCGCCUGCCAGCUGGAUCGCUGUGGCUCUGAUCAACGGGAAAUUCUAUGAGUGUGCGAUGACCGGGACCAAUGUGACCGCUUACAACAAGUACCUGUGUGGAGAGAAGGGCUCCCGGCUCCAGUGUCAGCAGGAGCUGUACAGGCUGCCCUGCGGGACAGGCAACAGUGUCCCGCAGCUGGACAGGCAGGAUGUCCUGCUCACCCUGAAAGCUCAGUCUCAGAUUCUGGGUUGGCUGCUGGUCGCCUCUAUCAUGUUGUCCAGUCUGCUGCUGACCUGUGUGGCUCGGUGCACCUCCCCCAUCAGUUACCUGCAGAUCCGCUUUUGGAGAGACUAUGUCCAUGAAGAGAGCAGCCUGAUGGAUUCAUAUACCACCAAACACGCCAAACAGCUCGCUGAGAGGAACGUGAAGAGCUUUUUCAACAAGAUAUCGCCUGAAGAAAUUGUCACCCCUUCCAACAAGGACUGGGAGAAGAUCUCCUCCCUCUACACGUUCAGCACCAAAGACAACUACUACAGCACCUUGCACCGUGCGGUGGAGGACAGUCAGGAGGCCGACAACGGGAUGAUAAGGUUGACUUCGGUCAAGUCAAAUGAUUCUGCUGGCCACACCCCUGCUGUUCUUAGUUUUGUAGAUGAUGGCUCGGUGUGACAAGAUUUCAGCAUCAAAGGAUGUCUGAGUUAGGGUUAGAACAGUUUGCUGAUACAUGAAUUAGGCUAUAGUCUACUGUGAAGUGCUCAUAGUGCAGGUCUGGCUCUGAGGAGUUCAUCCAGAGAGCAAGGGGCAGUAGGUCAAAAUCCAAAGUAUAGGACAAACUGAAAUUCUGACCUAAUGAUGGCACUAGAUGAAAAGGGUCAGAUUAUUAUUCUAAGUGUCUGACACUGCAGAGCCGAUGAUCUGGACCAGAGAGUUGGCUGUAGCACAACCAGCUCUCAACUUCAGCCUGUCUGUAUCCAAAGGUAACGUCUGUAAAAGCUGCGCCAAGUGCAGCUCGACAUUUAGUUGGCACAAUUCGGGAAAUUUGCAAGUGAAAAUCUUUUUAAACAAAAUGAAGCUAAGCUGUCUGUACUCCAAAACAAAAACUCUCUGGAUCUGCUGUCUCCACACUCCUGUUCAUGUUCCACGCUCUAACAUCCUUGGAUCCACACACCGCUGUCUUCUGGCAAGUCACCUCGCGAGAUUUCAGAACAAGACUUUUCCAUCUUCCGAUAAUGUUGUCAGACACUUAGAACAAUAAUCUGAGCCUGUCAGCUGCAAAAACAGAACUUUUAGUGGAUGCUGACUGACGCUGAACAUUUGUCCUGUAGGAUUACACUGCAGCUCGGUUCACGGCUGCCGGUUACAGCGUUCUCGCUCGACGCUGGACCAAUUUCAAAGAUUUACACACUUACUCACAAGUGUGUGGGAAAAUAGGGUUGAAAAUAGGUUGAAAAAUAUUGAAAUUCUCAUUUAAAUAGAGAUACAAAGGAUGACACGACUGAAAGCAGAACAGUGUGAAAUCACGAUUCACGUGAGCCUUGAUGCCCCCAAAUGACUGGGCUGAAACAGGAAAUGGACCACUUCCUGUGCACUGCUGGUAGACUGCAUACAAACAGUAUACAUGUACACAUUCAGAACGUGAGCUUCAGUGAUGAAAUGAAUGUAUUCAUAUGUGACGGCCUGUGCAGUCAUUGUAAAACUCAAAGUGAUGGCUUUAAUGAUGGUGUGGCUGUAACAGCAGCAUAAUAAUAAUAAUAAUAAUAAUAAUGAUGUGCUUCAUAUGUUCACUGCUUCCUGUAUAAUGCACUGUGCGUGAUUCAGUCUGAGUACUUCACUCUUGUGGUAAUGGAACAGAGAAACCACCAAGAGGAUGUGCUCACUUCCUCACUCUGCUGCUGAUGCUGACUGCCUCUCUCUGUCUCUGCAACAACUGGCACUGUAUGUUCUCUACCGAGACAUUUCAACAGAAGGAAUGAAUGCUGUCCUUCUGUACGAUUUUCUGCACAUUUGUUGUCCCCCUUUGCACAUUUUUUAAAUUCCAGAACAAAAAUUGCUGAUUUCAUCCUUGUUGAAUGAUAAUGAGACGUGUUUGUUGUGUCUGGUGAGCGUGUGUGCAUGAAGAGAAACAAAUCCAGUUGUCAAACUUCUCAUUGCAUAUAAAUGGAUGACUGCUUCAUAUAAAAGUGAUUAGAAACAGA
This is a messenger RNA of Perca fluviatilis (European perch), 2658 nucleotides long. Its product is annotated as calcium homeostasis modulator protein 6-like. The record is from RefSeq and is a predicted model, not a curated record. Gene Ontology annotation, molecular function: monoatomic cation channel activity. Lineage: Eukaryota; Metazoa; Chordata; Actinopteri; Perciformes; Percidae. The transcript has 2 exons. Bases 158 to 1132 code for a protein of 324 amino acids.